Messenger RNA from Capronia coronata CBS 617.96, 522 nucleotides. RefSeq lists its product as uncharacterized. Bases 1 to 522 code for a protein of 173 amino acids. The record is from RefSeq and is a predicted model, not a curated record. NCBI's taxonomy places the organism in Eukaryota, Fungi, Ascomycota, Eurotiomycetes, Chaetothyriales, Herpotrichiellaceae. The transcript has 2 exons.
AUGCAUACCUCAUUUCUGGUAACCGUGCUGGCCUUGGCCGCUAGUGUCAUUGCCCAGCCUUGGAGCCACUGGCCCGGCAAACACACCUGCCUCAAUGACACUGGAGUCGCAUACCUUGUCCAAGGCUACACCUACCUUCUCGAGAAACCCGGCGGUCCUGACUUCAACGCUACUGCAAAUGCAAUCCUCUCUGACAAGUUCUUCGUCUUGUCCGAUUCGAUCAACUCUCUUUCCGGCAGACCUCUCGGAUCACCCGCCUACCCCAGCAAGCAAGGAUUUAUCGCCUCUCAGUCCCUGACUCCUCCGCUCCCGGUCGUGGCUACCCUCGGCACCUUCUACAACUGCGCCAGCGUCUCCUGGAGAUGGAACGCCUCUGGCAUCGGCAGCAAUCAGUAUGAAAUCAAAGGGAUCAUCAACUUCGAUGUCAACGUGACGACUCUUCAAAUCGACGCUGUUUACUCGGAAUUCAAUACUGCCGCAUUCCUACAAGACUUGGGCAGUCCUGAAUGCCAGCAGAAGUAA